Molecule: messenger RNA, 1323 nt
Organism: Acanthocheilonema viteae
Lineage: Eukaryota; Metazoa; Nematoda; Chromadorea; Rhabditida; Onchocercidae
Source: the annotation of a GenBank genome assembly
AUGGAUUGCUUUGUUGGUGCAUCGACAGGUGCUUUGAAAAGUAUUUCUUUCAAGGACAGUACCUUCAGAAAUGUAAACCAGAUUCUUUCACUAAAGCCAAAGCAAGAUGAAAUAACUUGUAUGAGCUGGACGAGUGAGGAUCAAACAGAAUUACUAACGGUCCAAAUGGAUAAGCAACUGAGAUUGUUUGAUAUAGCUUCAAAUGAAUACACGACACUCUUCACUUUGGGCAACGGCAGCGGUGCUGUUAAAGGGGUCAAAAAGACUGCAAUGGGUACAUAUAUAUCAGCAGUUGAGUCUGGCGAACUUUCUGUCUCUUCACCAUCUGGAGAAAUAGUUAAAGAGUUGGACGCAGGAAAUAACCUGAUUGUGAUGGUACCCAACUGUGAACAAGAAGGACAUUACGCAACUGGUGGUAAAGAGAAUCCCUUAAAAAUAUGGGAUAUUGAAAAAGGCGAAAAAAUUUUUACUGCCAAAAAUGUGCGACCAGAUGAACUGCAGCUUAGAGUACCAAUAUGGGUUAAUGACAUACGAUUUAUACCGAAAUCGCAAAACAUUGUAACAAUCACUGAGUUGCAAGAAGUGAUCGGUAAUAAUUUAGUCGUUGUCACUAAUUUGAAUCCUGAAUUACAGAUAAGACUUUAUGAUCCUCGUACACAGCGGAGACCGAUAAAGGAGAUGAAGUGGGCAGAGGAGCCGCUCACGGCAAUGUCUUUGUGUCGAAACGAAAUGCAGAUAGUUGCGGGCAAUACUCGUGGUGAUAUAGGCUUAUUUGAUUUACGAAACAAAAUGCAUAUGGUAUGUAAGUAUAAGGGUUGUACCGGUUGUAUCAGUGGAAUUGAUGCGCAUCAAUCAGCUGAAUAUAUCGCUUCGUGUUCCCUUGAUCGUUUUGUUAGACUGCAUGAAUUGAACUCAAAGAAGCUUGUCAAAAAGAUUUACUGCAAAGCUCGUUUGAAUCGAAUUUUACUGCGUGAUAAACUUUCCAUCUUUAAUAACGAUGAUGAUAGUAAUGAAGACAUGGAAAAUGAUGAUUGGCAAAAAAUUGAGGAAGGUGAUAACAAUGAAAGUAGUGAGGACGAAGCUUUAUGGAAUGACAUGAAACAGAAUAAAGAAAGACAAAUGAAGAGGAAAUUGAGGGAAAACGAUCUGAAGGAAGUGAUCAAGAAACCAAAGUCUACAAAAAAAGGAAAACGGAAACAUGAUGCUAUAAAGUUGGACACUUCAAAACGAAAGAAGUUGACAACAGGGGUGAAGAGGAAAAGCGAAAGUGCCGAUGAGAUUGCAACCAUGCUCCCAUUAAAAAAAUCAAUCCAAAUCACUUAG